UUCCUCACAGCGGAAGGAGACGACGGAUCUCCUGCAGGACAAUGUGAGACAGUUGAUCCAACGCAGUAAGCGAGCAGCCAGGAUGGAAGUAGCGGGGCUAAUUUAACGCAUUUUGCAGCGCAAACACAAGCCGAAUAUCGUUGGGAAUCUUUAGUUUUGAAGCCCCGAGGAUAUGGGGACACUGCGCUGAGACGGAGCGGGCUUUCCGGGCCGAGAAACGGGGGAGAAAGAUGGGGAUGGGUGUCGUGCUGCGGAGCCUGUUGUUGUGUAGUUUUUGUUUUCUCAUACGAGGCGUGCCGCUGCUGCUGUAUGCGAACCGCCGUGACCUCCGUCUGGUGGACGCGGCGCACGAGAAGGCCAACGCCACGGUGGUGGUGGGGGGGCUGGAGGACGCCGCGGCCGUGGACUACGUCUACGCGCGGGGCCUCAUCUACUGGAGCGACGUGAGCGAAGAGGCCAUCAAACGCACCGUGUUCAACCAAUCGGGGGCCAGCGCGGUGCAGACGGUGGUCCCCGGGCUGGCCUCGCCCGACGGACUGGCCUGCGAUUGGCUGGGGAGUAAACUCUACUGGACAGACUCGGAAACCAAUCGCAUCGAGGUGGCCGAGCUGGACGGCUCGCUGAGGAAGGUUCUGUUCUGGCAGGAGCUGGACCAGCCGAGGGCCAUCGCUCUGGACCCCGAACGAGGGUACAUGUACUGGACCGACUGGGGCGAGAUCCCAAAGAUCGAGCGUGCGGGGAUGGACGGGACCAACCGGUCCAUGAUCAUCGACCGGGACAUCUACUGGCCCAACGGGCUGACCCUGGACUACAGCCAGGAGAAGCUCUACUGGGCCGACGCCAAACACAACUUCAUCCACCGCGCCAACCUGGACGGCUCCUCCAGGGAGGUGGUGGUUAAAGGGGAGCUACCUCACCCGUUCGCCCUCACCCUGUACGAGGACACGCUGUUCUGGACCGACUGGAACACCCACUCCAUCCACUCCUGCAGGAAACAGACCGGAACCGAGCAGCGCGUGGUCCACUCCGACAUCUUCUCGCCCAUGGACAUCCACGUCUUCAGCGCCAAGAGACAAAACAUCCUGGCCACCAGUCUGUGCUCUGUGAAGAAUGGAGGCUGUUCCCACCUCUGCCUGCUCUCCCCGGUGAAGCCCUUCUUUCAGUGUGCCUGUCCCACCGGAGUCCAGCUGCUGGAGGACGCCAAGACCUGCCGAGACGGUGCGACCCAGAUGCUGCUGUUAGCGCGGCGCACCGACCUGCGGCGCAUCUCUCUGGACACGCCCGACUUCACGGACAUCAUCCUGCCGGCGGAGGACAUCCGGCACGCCAUCGCCGUGGACUACGACCCCGUGGACGGCCUCGUGUACUGGACCGACGACGACGUCAAGGCCAUCAGGCGCUCGCGGCUGGACGGCAGCGAGGCCGAGUUCGUGGUCACGUCGCAGGUCAACCACCCGGACGGCAUCGCGGUGGACUGGAUCGCCCGGAACCUGUACUGGACCGACACCGGCACGGACCGAAUCGAGGUCACGCGCCUCAACGGCACCAUGCGCAAGAUCCUGAUCUCGGAGGACCUGGACGAGCCGCGUGCUAUCGUGCUGGACCCGGUCGCAGGCUACAUGUACUGGACAGACUGGGGUGAGGUGCCAAAGAUAGAGCGUGCUGACCUGGACGGGACGGAGCGCCUGGUGAUGGUCAACACGUCUCUGGGAUGGCCCAAUGGUCUCGCCCUCGACUACGACGAACGCAAACUCUACUGGGGGGACGCCAAGACCGACAAGAUAGAGGUGAUGAACAUGGACGGGACGUCCCGCCGCGUGCUGGUGGAGGACAAGCUGCCCCACAUCUUCGGCUUCACGUUGCUAGGCGACUACAUCUACUGGACGGACUGGCAGCGCCGCAGCAUCGAGCGCGUCCACAAACGCACCGCGGAGCGUCAGUUCAUCAUCGACCAGCUGCCCGACCUCAUGGGCCUCAAAGCCACGUCCGUCCACACGUCCUCCGGUACCAACCCUUGUGCGGAGAGUAAUGGCGGCUGCAGCCACCUGUGUCUCUACAAGCCGGUGGGCGUCCAGUGCGGCUGUCCCAUCGGCCUGGAGCUGAUCGCCGACAUGCGGACGUGCAUCGUGCCCGAGGCCUUCCUGCUCUUCUCCCGGCACACCGACAUCCGCCGCAUCUCCCUGGAGACCAACAACAACAACGUGGCCAUCCCGCUCACCGGCGUCAAGGAGGCCUCGGCGCUCGACUUCGACAUCACCGACAACCGCAUCUACUGGACCGACAUUACUCUGAAGACCAUCAGCCGGGCCUUUAUGAACGGCAGCGCCCUGGAGCACGUGGUGGAGUUCGGCCUGGACUACCCAGAGGGCAUGGCGGUGGACUGGCUGGGGAAGAACCUGUACUGGGCCGACACCGGCACCAACCGCAUCGAGGUGGCCAAACUGGACGGGCAGCACCGACAGGUCCUGGUCUGGAAGGAUCUGGACAGUCCGCGCGCUCUGGCUCUGGAUCCCGCCGAAGGGUACAUGUACUGGACGGAGUGGGGGGGGAAGCCGAAGAUCGACCGAGCGGCGAUGGACGGGACGGGGCGCAUCACGCUGGUGGCCGAUGUGGGCCGAGCCAACGGACUCACCAUCGACUACGCCGAGCGGCGCCUCUACUGGACCGACCUCGACACCACGCUCAUCGAAUCCUCCAACAUGCUCGGUCAGGAUCGCGAGGUGAUAGCCGAUGACCUCCCUCACCCGUUCGGCCUCACCCAGUACCAGGACUACAUCUACUGGACGGACUGGAGCCAGCGCAGCAUCGAGCGCGCCAACAAGACCAGCGGGCAGAACCGCACCGUGAUCCAGGGCCACCUGGACUACGUCAUGGACAUCCUGGUCUUCCACUCGUCCCGGCAGGGCGGCUGGAACGCCUGCGCCUCCACCAACGGGCACUGCUCGCACCUCUGCCUCGCCGUGCCCGUCAGCAGCUUCGUGUGCGGCUGCCCCGCCCACUUCUCCCUCAACUACGACAACAAGACCUGCAGCGCUCCGACUUCGUUCCUGCUGUUCAGUCAGAAGUCGGCCAUCAACCGCAUGGUGAUCGACGAGCAGCAGAGUCCCGACAUCAUCCUGCCGAUCCACAGCCUGAGGAACGUGCGAGCGAUCGACUACGACCCGCUGGACAAACAGCUGUACUGGAUCGACUCCAAGCAGAACGUCAUUCGCCGCGCUCAGGAGGACGGGAACCAGAGUGUGACGGUGGUGUCGAGUUCUCUGGCCGGACCCAGCCAGGGCCUGCAGCUGUACGACCUGAGCAUCGACAUCUACAGCCGCUUCAUCUACUGGACCAGCGAGGUCACCAACGUCAUCAACGUGACCCGCACGGACGGCAGCCGAGUCGGUGUGGUGCUGAGAGGAGAGCACGACAAGCCCAGAGCCAUCGUGGUCAACCCAGAGAGAGGGUACAUGUACUUCACCAACCUGCUGGAGCGCUCUCCAAAGAUCGAGCGCGCGGCGCUGGACGGGACGGAGCGAGAGGUUUUGUUCUUCAGCGGUUUGGGGAAGCCCGUGGCGCUGGCCAUCGAUAACGAGCUGGGGAAGCUGUUCUGGGUCGACUCGGACCUGAGACGCAUCGAGAGCAGCGACCUCUCCGGAGCCAAUCGGAUCGUGAUCGCAGACUCCAACAUCCUGCAGCCGGUGGGCCUGACGGUGUUCGGGAACCACCUGUACUGGAUCGACAAGCAGCAGCAGAUGAUCGAACGCAUCGACAAAACCACGCGGGAGGGGCGCACCAAGAUCCAGGCGCGCAUCGCCUACCUCAGCGAUAUCCACGCCGUGCACGAGCUCGACAUGAGCGAGUACAGUAAACACCCGUGCACCUGGGACAACGGUGGCUGCUCCCACAUCUGCAUCGUGAAGGGAGACGGGACGACUCGCUGCUCGUGUCCCGUCCACCUGGUGCUGCUGCAGGACGAGCUCUCUUGUGGAGAGCCCCCCACCUGCUCCCCGGAGCAAUUCUCCUGCACCUCCGGCGAAGUCGACUGCAUCCCGAAGGCCUGGAGGUGCGACGGUUACCCCGAGUGUGAUGACGGCAGCGACGAGGAGAACUGUCCCGUCUGCUCCGAGUCGGAGUUCCAGUGCGACAGCCGGCAGUGCAUCGACCUGAGCCUGCGCUGCAACGGAGAGGUCAACUGCCAGGACCGCUCGGACGAGAACAAGUGUGAAGUACGCUGUCCUCCGGACCAGUUCACCUGCUCUAACGGUCAGUGCAUCGGGAAACACAAGAAGUGCGACCACAACAUGGACUGCACCGACAACUCUGAUGAGAUCGGCUGCUACCCGACCGAGGAGCCCCCGCCUCCGUCCAACAACACGAUUGGCUCCAUCGUGGGCGUUGUCAUGGCGCUGUUCGUGGUGGGCGGAGUCUACUUCGUGUGCCAGCGAGUCCUCUGUCCACAGAUGAAGGACGACGGAGAGACGGUAACCAACGACUUCGUGGUGCACGGACCGUCCUCGGUGCCGCUGGGAUACGUCCCGCACCCGGCAUCUCUGUCCAGCUCGCUGCCAGGUAUGUCCAGAGGGAAGUCUGUGAUUGGCUCCCUGAGCAUCAUGGGCGGGAGCAGCGGGCCACCGUACGACCGCGCUCACGUUACCGGAGCUUCGUCCAGCAGCUCGUCCAGCACCAAGGGAACAUACUUCCCUCCGAUCCUGAAUCCUCCUCCAUCUCCGGCAACGGUCCGCUCUCAAUACACCAUGGAGUUUGGUUAUUCCUCCAACAGCCCCUCAACACACAGAUCCUACAGCUACCGGCCAUACACCUACCGUCACUUCGCCCCGCCCACGACCCCGUGUAGCACCGACGUGUGCGACAGCGACUACACGCCGGGUCGCCGGGCGCCGCUCAAGUCCGCCGUGGCCGCCGCCAAGGGCUACACCAGCGACCUCAACUACGACUCGGAGCCUUUCCCGCCGCCGCCGACGCCGCGCAGCCAGUACCUGUCGGCGGAGGAGAACUGCGAGAGCUGCCCGCCGUCGCCUUACACCGAGCGCAGCUACUCGCACCACCUCUACCCCUCGCCGUGCACGGACUCCUCGUGA
This is a messenger RNA of Perca flavescens (yellow perch), 5084 nucleotides long. It is a transcript of the gene lrp6, whose product is annotated as low density lipoprotein receptor-related protein 6. The record is from RefSeq and is a predicted model, not a curated record. Lineage: Eukaryota; Metazoa; Chordata; Actinopteri; Perciformes; Percidae. Gene Ontology annotation, molecular function: Wnt-protein binding; Wnt receptor activity. Gene Ontology annotation, biological process: canonical Wnt signaling pathway; nervous system development.